Bacidia gigantensis is the source of this 9195-nucleotide messenger RNA. RefSeq lists its product as uncharacterized. The transcript is spliced from 3 exons. NCBI's taxonomy places the organism in Eukaryota, Fungi, Ascomycota, Lecanoromycetes, Lecanorales, Ramalinaceae. The record is from RefSeq and is a predicted model, not a curated record. Bases 1 to 9195 code for a protein of 3064 amino acids.
AUGGCGGGACACAAGCUUUGCUCGGCGGCAGAUAAGCAACAAGGGGAAGGACUGAGAGAGGCCAUGAACCCGCCCCUCAUCUCUCAGCGUCUGCAACGGUCCUUUCCGCAUGCAGAGGUUCAGGCCGGGCCAGACACUCCCGCUGCGACACCGCAGCCAACUCAGCCUCCUGCAAAUGCAGCGAACCCAACGCCAGCGCCGUCUGCGCCGAAACCCGAGGAUGCUAUCGUGAAUGCCGUCGUUGAAGUCUUUAAAAGCGACGUCCCACUGAGCGAUGCCUUGGUCGCAGGUUUGCGCAAGGGACAAACGUUGAGCACCACAGUAGAUCAGAUCGUGAGCUCGACCCCGACCUCGACUACAUGGUCGAGUGCCGUGUGGAAAGCUACGUCCGCCAGGACCUUCGAUAGGUUCGCAAAGUCCGAUAAUCGAUUGCUGCCUUUUCUACUGCGUCAGGCCGUCGCAGCCGAUUUAUCGGUAGCAGAUGUAGCAAUCAAGUUUUACACCCUAUCGCAGGGAGGAAAGGCUGCAUCUAGCGAGAAUGAGACCUCAUUUCAAUCGAAUUUGUUCAUCGCCGAAACUGCAGCAUGUCUCGCUGGCUUGAUUGAUCGCAACGAAAUCCCUGCAGAACAGAAUCUCAAGGCCGGCCUUCUCGCACUUCUCGAAGCCGCGAGUCAGAAAGGGACCAGCUUCCCCAGAAUUCGGGCUACAACUUUGCUGGAUUCUGGGUCAGUGAGUGUGAACAUCGAUAUUCGCUCCUCGGUAGUCGAAUCCUUUGAAGACAUCCAAAGACUGGCGAAUCUCGUCCGACUCCCACAUCAGAUCGCGCCUCUUCUCAGGGCGAAAUAUAAAUCGGCAUAUUCCAUUGCGCAGACUCCUGUCGCGACAUUUAUACAGGCUGUGACAACUGCUGGCCUGCCUAUCGACGACGCACGGCGAGUCCAUGAUUUUGCAACUACAAUCGAGAUACGUAAUGAACAAGCUUGGGCCGGCGCCUUACAAGAUCGUAAUGACUCGCUCAUGCUGCCGGCUGCUCCAACUACAGCCCCGGCACCAAACCCUCCUACUAUACGAGCCGACCCUAAUGAUAAGACCAUCAAUCUGACUAACCUCUUCAACGACAUGGACAGUAUUGAAUGCGCUGACUGCUCCUCAGUAACAAGCCCUUCAGCCUAUUUUGUCGAUCUUCUCCGAUUUCUGCAAGAGACUAAAGAAGAUAUGAAAGCCCUAGCUUCCCCGUCUUUGUUCGCCUUACUCAUAAAGCGCCGUCCCGACCUGCGGUAUCUUCAGCUUUCAUGCGCAAACACGAACAAUACCAUACCCUACCUGGAUCUAGUCAAUGAGUUGCUGGAAUACUUUGUCCUCAAUGUCAAUGGUAAAGUCCCGAACAUGGAGGAUGAAUUUGCCAAAUUCAAUAGCCAGGCCAAAGACAGUGGCAAAGUAGACUCACAGCAGCCGCAAAACUUGAACAGAGAUGUAUACCAGAACCAUAUCCUGCGCCAGACUUACCCAUUUCCCCAAUUGCCCUACAAUCACAAUAUUGAUACAGCUCGAGUCAUACUAGAGGCUUUGGGGACUACCAGGGAGACAGUCUUGACCAUUUUCGGUACUGAUGAGGCAAGCAUAACUAAUGUCAGCCCCUGGAAGCGCGAAAGGUAUACAGCACUUGAGAGAAGCAGGGUUGCCACUGAGAAGCGGAUUGCCACUUCUCGAGCCAUUGCUACCGAAAGCCUAGGACUUAUUGAUGAAGACUUCUUCGCGAUCACUGGUGAGGGUCUGGAAUCGAUCGCUCUCUUUCGAGCAUAUUGGGGAGGUACUCAAGAUGUCUCCUAUGACAAAUACAGAUCCUUCUUUGAUCCUAAAUGGACCGAGAAUCUGACGCCUGCUGGGUACUGGGGCUAUCGUCAAGAUGGACAGAACAGUCCUCUGACCCUAAUGUUGGACGACAAAAACGGGACCGGGCUCACUUUCAUCAAACGGCAGCUCCUGCCUCGUAGUGGCUUACUAUUGGCAGAGCUAUUGGAGAUCCUUGGGACACAAUUCAUUGCAAGACGUUUGACCAUUGUGGCCGAAACACCUGAUGGAGCAUUUACGGAUGAGAUCGAUAACAUGAGGCUGAAGACUACUUCCUUAGUUGACCCGACGUCCAACAAGCUCACGGAAUCUAUUUGCAAUGACCUUCAAGCUUUCAUCAGACUGCGGAAGCGAACGGGAAUCGCAACCACAGAGCUCGACAGUAUCAUUUCUAGCUCAAUACGAGCUGACUAUAUCCCCUCAAACAACUUUUCGAUUACGCCCAAGGCCAUUGAAGACUUGGCAGCAGCGAGACAACUGUCUGUUCUUGCGAGUCUAAGCUUAUCAGAACUCCAACCCUUGUGGAGUACGAUGGAUACAAAUGGCCCAAAGAGUUUGUAUGCUCGAUUGUUCUACAGCACGCGAUUGACCGCACAGGAUCCAGUCUUCAGUGUGUUGGGCAAAGGAGAGACACCUGCGCAGCUGAAGAUCUCUGAGCAUCGCACUGUGAUCAUGAGCGCUCUUGGUCUCAACGACAAAGACUUGGACAAUCUCAUUGACGCAGCCGGGCUGAAACCAGCUGACAAUCUUUCAAUAAAAACGAUUUCUCUGCUCUACCGAGUCAAUAUUCUCCGUUCGAUUUUCGGCGUAAAGAUUACCGACUGUUCUCAGCUGUAUUCGAUCACUUCAAGCUCUCUAGACUCCAUCUGCCAAGGACCUCAGCAGACUUUACAAUAUCUGAAGCAGUGGCAAGAGAUCAUUGCCACAGGCCUGACGACAGAAGAUCUGAAUCAGAUCAUACCAACUAAGAGUUAUACACCACCACAAGACCCAAUGAUCAGCUUCUCCGUCAGACUGAGUACAGGAUUGGCUGCUGUCGAAAGAACGUAUCCUUUACGAAAGGAUGAGGCAACGGGCUUUGAAGAAGUCCAGAAAGCUGUCGCUUUAGUUUUUGAAUCUUCAGUUGUGCCCACUGUCAUGGGUUUCAUAGAAGGAACAUCGACCAUUAGCUACGACGUAAAGUCUCUCAAGGCAUCUUCACUUGCCACGAUCAUUCCUGCGCGACUAACUUUUGACUCUGGUAAAGCGCCGGGUGAGGGUCGCUUGAACCUUACUGGUCUUCUGGAUACAAGGGAAACAAAACUGUUGUUGGACUUCACCUCUGAGGAGCCGGAAUUGAAAAAGGCCGUUGCAUACAUGACCGAUGCCUCAAGAAAGACUUUCGAUCUGAUCAGACUUCGAUUACAGAUCCCAGAAGCAGACGCCGAGAGAACAUUUGCCACAGAUCCAUUGGAUGAGGAAGCUAGGAAAACGCGUCGACUCCUCGUUCUGUCUUUCUGUAUCCCGGUGCUGAGGUAUCAGCUUGCACGCCAGCUGGUUCUUGACUUGCUAGCAGCAGAAUUCAGUGGGGUCGAUCCAGCUGCUUUACUUAUCAUCGUAACAGCAGUGAUCAAGACCACCGGGGAAGGCGCGACUCAGAUUACUGCACUUGACUCACUUCGCGGCUUAUGUGAUCUCCAACCCGAUGAGAAGGCUUUCUCAGGCUACUUCAUACCCCCGACAACUAACGCCUACGUAUUUGUCUCUAAGUCACUGACAUCAAAGUUGGCUGUCGAUGGCCAGAUGAUAACACCCGAGAAUGUCGGCGGGGAACGGAAAUUUACGACUUCACGUUUGUUGAAUGGCAGAUCCUACAGAUUCUCGUACACAGGAAAUCUUGCCAAGGAGAUGCGCUUCAUGCCAAAAGACGGCCUCGUUCAGCUUACUCUUCCACUCGAAAGCCUUCUCGACGAGAGAAUUGUCACAGCAGUUCAAUCGAUCUACCGAAGCCUUGUCGCAACGACAAGACUGUCUCAAGUCUUCAAGAUGACAGCGGAAGAAAUUCAGUACUUCCACCGUGGGAAGAACAUACCGUUAACAUACGAUUUUAAUGAUAUGUCUUUCCGGGGUCUGCGAGACCUUGUCACGUAUUACAACCUGCGGCAAAGCAUAAGUCCUACGUCCAGCGAUGUCAAAUCAAACCUUCUUUCUCUUUUUGCUUUUUGCAAAGACAACAUACAGACCAACGAUCCUCGUACUAUCGACCAACUAUAUGAAAAAAUCUCAGGCGCAACUGGCUGGCCACUGAAAAUCGUUCAACAGAUCAUGGUACAAAAAUACUCGAACAAAACCCUGGACUGGCGCAUCGCACUUUUCAGAGGAUUUGAGGAGCUGAAGAGUCUUCAGGACGUCAUCUCACUCUCUCAGCGACUAACAAGUAUUCUCCCCUCACUUGAGAUAUCGACGAUGUUUGGUCUUGCUACUCGUAAAUCCUUUACAAGACUGAAUCCCCAUCUCUAUGAGUCUCUGUCCGCGGAGAAGCUAAGACUUGCGACAAUGUCCGUAAUAGACCAAAACGAAGUACUGCGACCUGCUAUCGAUACUCUUCGGGAACAUCGGAGAACGGCUCUUCUGGCAUAUAUCCUUAACCAUCCUGCAGUCAAGAAACUUGGCAUCAUUAAUGAAGACUCCUUGUUUGAGUACCUUUUGAUAGACGUUCAAAUGGGACCACAAUUACUCACUUCCCGUAUGAAACAAGCCAUUUCGACCAUCCAUCUCUUUGUACAACGUUGUCUUCUUGGACUAGAGAUCUGGAAUCUCAGUGGCCCAGAUCCUAAUGCUCCAAAACUCAAAGUCCGUAGCGAUAUAGUCUCAAAGGUCCGCUGGUCAUACCUAUCUCAAUACACACUAUGGGAAGCCAACCGGAAGAUCUUCCUCUACCCUGAAAACUGGAUUGAUCCAGUGUUGCGCGACAACAAAACUGACGUAUUCAAACAAUUCGAGACGUCUUUACAGAGCAAUAACCUUGAUAAGGACUCCAUCUUCCAGGCCGUCAAAUCGUACGUCUAUGAGGUCAAUGAGCUGGCGCAUCUCGAGUAUCAGACGUAUAUCUGGGAAUUCGUCGAUGAUAGCGUGAACAAGUACCACUUCUUUGCUCGCACCAAACAUGAGCCAUAUGAGUACUAUUAUCGAAUGUUUAAAUAUACCAAGCUCGGAGCUCGAUGGAUCAGUCGGUGGGACUCAUGGAUGAAAAUCGAUAUCGAUAUUGUAUCUCAAGAUGCCGACUUCGACGGCUCUACGAUUCCAGGCAAAGGCGCUUUCCUGGUCCCUGCGAUCCAAAAAGGCCGCCUUUACCUCUUCCUCCCUCAGGUCGUGAUAAAGACCAGUCCCGUCGCUGCGCCGACUCCGGUAGCUAUGAAAGGAAUGUGGAACGAGCCCAAGAACGACCCACUGCAGAGGCAAUAUUGGGAGAUCAGACUGGCAUGGACCGAGCUGCGCAACCAAAAAUGGACGCCAAAACAGAUGUCUCAGGAAGCUUUGAAGAUCAGUAGUCUUCGACAACCCAUAGGAAAUUACAUCCUCCCUCCUCUGGCAAGUAUACGCUUCUGGGCGACCAGACUUGAUAAUACUACACCGAAUGCAGCCACAGAUGAUACCCUAAUCAUCGCUAUCGAAUCGUGGUACGAAGCGCGGCGAGAGGUCAUCGGGAACCUUCCAGUCAGAACUGACCUGGGCGAGAAACGAGCAUUUGAAUACAAUUUCCCAAUCACGAAACCAUCGAGUCGGUGGGGACUAGGCGCUUUUAAGAUAAUCGGAUCGGAGGUCACCGUUUCCGACUACGAUCCCCCCAACAAUCUGUUCGUUUGCUCUUACUUCUAUAAAGUUUCGGCCAAGGUAGGAACCGCUCCACAAGACAAGGUGGGCUUGGCUCGCUAUUUCCCUAACUAUCGGGACGUUUAUGACAAAACUGUUCCUCCGAACACUGGUGGGUUUCAGGGCAAUAUACCAAUUCUGCUAGCCCUGCCUAACGAUGUCAAAACGGACAAUGAAAACUUCAGCUGGACAAUGUCUAUGAACGUCUCAUGGUCGCGUGUACCAACAGCGCUUCUCAUGGAGCAAUGGGUCUCGGGCAAAUCGCAGACUAUCUUCUCUGUGUUUACUAAGCCCGCUGAUGAGAAGGUUAUCGCCGAAGAUCACCUUCAAAUCUCACAUCCUUACGCGUUCGACCUAAUGGAAAGAUCAACCCGCGCUGACGACAUAUAUCCUAUCUAUCAAUUCCUUAGUAGCGUAAAAGCCCCAGCUUCAGGUGAUAAGAAUCUCAAUGCAUAUCAUGCUUAUGGUGCGCUGGAUCCCAAAGCUGCAAAAGUCGUUGAAUACGCGGAGCAGGCUUGUGCACAAUCCUUGUACGUAUGGGAGCUCAGCCUUCACAUUGUGAUGCUACUGAUGGAGAAACUUCUUUCUACUCAACAAUUCGAACUCGCGCUGGACAUUGCACGUCUAGUGUUUGAUCCCAGGGAAGAGGGUGAUAGCUUGCAGAGAUGCUGGAAGUUCUUUCCGUUCAAGAAUCCGGAGAUGGCGAAAAUGGGCACAGUAAAAGAGUCUCUGAGUAAUAAGCCAGGGGAUGCCGGCAAUGAAGCCCUUAUCCAGUGGAAGGAGAAUCCGUUCUCUCCUCAUGCUGUAGCACGAGGUCGACCCAUGGCGUACAUGAAAAGAAUUGUCAUGAAAUACAUCGAGAUUCUCAUUGCGAAUGGAGACGAUUUCUUUCGUCGCAAUACUUUGGAGAGCAUACCCCUGGCCAUUCAAAGAUACGCAGAAGCAUCGCAAUUGUUUGGACCCCGGCCUCGCAAAAUCCCUCCCUUAGGAUCAAAAACUGCUCAGACAUUCGCGCAACUUGACAAGUCUUUCAACAGCUUCUCCAAUGCUGCAGUCAAGAUGGAACUGGAGUUCCCCUACACUUGCGAUCCCCGGAAUCGUGGAGCAACGAAUGCGGCAACCGCCUUGGCCAAAGGACAAAAGCCAAAUCCUUUCAUGGGCUUUGCAAAGACGACGUACUUUUGUGUUCCCGCAAAUCCAAAGAUGAUGGAACUUCGCGACUUGAUAGAUGACCGGUUAUUAAAGAUCAGGAAUUCUAUGGACAUCAAUGGCAAGGCUCGAAGUCUCCAGCUCUGGGAGCCGCCAAUAGACGCUGGUGUCUUAGUCCAAGCCCAAGCGGCGGGAAUCAGCUCGUCAUUGCUGCUGACUGACCUGGAUGCCCCAAUGCCUAACUAUCGGUUCUUGUAUCUUCUCCAAAAAGCUUUCGAACUUUGUGCAGAGCUGAAGAGUAUGGGCGAGUCUUUCUUAGCAGCAAAGGAAAAGCGGGACGCUGAAGCUUUCAGCCUCCUCACUGCAAGGCAAGCCGUGGUCUCUGAAACAAUGCUGAUAGACGUCAAGCUACUGCAGAAGACCGAGGCGGAAAAGAGCAUUGCUGUAUUGGAAGAGACGAGAAAGUCUCAUGAGAUGCGGCUGUCAUACCAUCUUGAACUGACUGGUGAAUCCCUGAGCAAAGUGCCUAACGAGCGGACGGCCUGGCAAGAUCUGCAGCAAGCGAUUGACAAGCCGAGCAGCGACGAUCUACGCAUGAGUUCAUAUGAAAAAACUGAAAUGAACAAAGCGGACAGUGCCGCUGAUCUGACCGAGAAAGCCUCUGUCAUGGAUGCGAUUGCGGCUGGUCUGAUGGCGCUGCCAAAUCUUACUACCACCGUCCAACCAAUGGGCGUAGGAAUGAUGAUGAAGAUCGAUGCCGAGAAUAUCGCGAAAUUCAUGCAAGGCACAGCAGUGGUGUUGAAGCUGAAAGCAGAAAUGGACUCCUUCGAUAGUCAGCGCGCCGCUCGAAAAGCUACUCUCAUCAGGCAACUUCAGGAGAGGCGGCUCCAGGCCAACCUCGCAGGCCACGAUAUCAAAUCGCUUGACAAAGAACUCGAAGUCUCUCGCGUACGGCUGGCAUUGUGCAAUAAAGACAUUGAAGUGCAGAAGAAACAAGCCGAGCAAGCUAAGGAGGUGCAGACUUUCUACCAGAGCAAAUAUACGAAUGAGAAGUUGUAUACUUGGAUGGAAAACACGAUUCGCUCCGCUUAUUACGACACAUACCUCGCCGCAAUGCAGAUCGCCAAAAAAGCCGAGAAGUCCUUCCUGUUUGAACACCCCCUCCACCGCAAUCGUACAUCACAUCUCGCCCAAACAGGCUUCUGGGAUAGCGGCCGCGACGGCCUCCUGUCGGCCCACAACCUCUACCUCAGUCUGAAGAGACUAGAAGCCACCUACCACGAGAAACGCUCUCACGACUUUGAACUCGUGAAGAACGUGUCGUUACGACAGAUCUCGCCCGCUGCGCUACUUACCCUCCGCGAAACUGGCAAAGCAGAAUUCACCUUGCCCGAGGUGCUGUUCGACAUGGACUUCCCAGGCCAUUUCAUGCGGCGAAUAAAGACCGUAUCCGUCUCCAUGCCAUGCCUCAUCGGGCCCUACUGCGGCACGAACUGCACAGUAACACUCCUAGAGCACCGAACGCGCGUGUCGGGGAAGAAAGGGGACAACUACGACGAUCAGGGCCGCGAGGAUACCCGCUUCAGGACCGAUCGCGUGCCUAUCUCCUGCAUAGCCAUCAGCUCCGGCCAAUCCGACACCGGCACCUUCGAGCUCAACAUCAACGACGAGCGCUACCUCCCCUUCGAAGGCGCCGGCGUCAUCAGUAAAUGGCGCCUCGAGUUCCCCAGCGAGAUCCGCCAGUUCGAUUACGAUACCAUUUCCGACGUCAUAUUGCAUGUGCGCUACACGAGCAUCGCGGGCGGGUCCGCGCUGCAGAAGGCGGCGAACGCGAGCGUUAAAGGCUAUUUGAAGACCGUUAGUGAGCUCGAUUUGGAUAAAGGCGGCGUCAGCGUCCUGUUGGAUUUGAAAAACGAUUUUCCGAAUGAGUGGUUCAAUUUUGCGAGUAUUGGGGAGCCGUUCGCCUUGGCGGGGCUGAGGGAUAGACUGCCUUUCUGGACUAGAGCCGCGACGAAUGUUGUGGUCAAAUCGGUGUAUCUUAUUGUUAGUAGUGCGCCCAUCGCCAAUGACGCUGGCGUGGAGACGAGGCCGGACUUGGUGAAUUUGGUGGAGGGGGAGAAAAUGAAGUUUGAGGCCCCCUCCAGCGAGGCGAGAUUGAAGAAGAGUGAGGUUAUUCCUAUGCCGGGAGUGGGGAAGGGGAUGGGCGUUUUUGAGGUGGAGAAGGUCGCGGGCAAGGUGGAUAGGAAUUGGAAAUUGAAGUUUAGAGUGCAGGAGAAGAGGGUUAGGGAUGGCUUGGGGGGGUUGUGGGCGGUUGUGAGGUAUGCGGCUGAGUAUAAAGUGUGA